Lottia gigantea (owl limpet) is the source of this 153-nucleotide messenger RNA. RefSeq lists its product as hypothetical. The transcript has a single exon. The record is from RefSeq and is a predicted model, not a curated record. The annotation marks the transcript as partial. Lineage: Eukaryota; Metazoa; Mollusca; Gastropoda; Lottiidae.
UCUUUCGCCCCUACGCCCAAGUUCCGUGAUCGAUUUGCGCGUCAGAACCACUUAGGACCUCCACCAGCAUUUCUCCCGGCUUCGUCCCGCUCGGGCCUAGUUCACCAUCUUUCGGGUCCCAACGCGAGCGCUCUUGCUCCGCCGAGGCCGUAA